AAUCUGAGCACAGACAUGUAGAGCAUCUGUUUUAGAGAUUACAUAGCAGGAACAGAUCUGCACACGGCAAAGAAAAGAGAACAUGACAGAUGAAAUUUGGACCUCAGGAGGAAAUUAUGCAGAGAGGAAAAAUACUUGGAGGAUGGCCCACCAAGAAGAAGCCAAGGCUGACAGAAGUAGAAGAGACCGGGUGAUUUUUAUCCUGUUGGGUCUUCUUUUUCUGAAGUUCUGUGUUUUGUUGGUCUUCAUAGGCCUCUUGUUUGCUUUAUAUUCCAAGAUGUCACAGACCAGUGUCAGAUCCUGCGAACAAGAAUGGUUGGAAUAUGAAAAUCAUUGUUAUUUCAUAUCUACUUUUCAAUUAACCUGGCAGAAAGCAGAAAAUAUGUGCCUGAACCGGGGAGGCUAUUUAGCUAUUAUCACUAGCAUGGAGGAGCAAAAUUUCAUAGAAAAAAACAGAGAUACCGGUAAAUCUCCUCUUUGGUUUGGUUUGACUGAUCAAGAGACCGAAAAUACCUUUAAAUGGGUUGAUGGCACAACUUUAACUUCAUUUCGCUACUGGGACUAUGGAGAGCCAAAUAAUGCAUUUGGGAUUGAAAACUGUGUUCAGGUGUGGCGUCAAGGACAAUGGAAUGAUGAAAUUUGCAAUGAAACUAGUUAUGCUAUCUGUGAGAAACAUCUUUAUUAAAAUGUAUAGACUGAAGAGCUAUAUCUACAGUAUUAGCUUUGGGUUGAUGCAGCAAGAAUGAAUGAACCACUGCUCAUCAUGUCUCCUGUGGACUCUGCUGGUGAGAUAUCAACUAUCUAGUUCCUGGCUCCAUUCAUCGGAGAGGAGUUAAUAAUAAUAAAAAAUCUGUUACACCAAU
Molecule: messenger RNA, 863 nt
Organism: Rana temporaria (common frog)
Lineage: Eukaryota; Metazoa; Chordata; Amphibia; Anura; Ranidae
Product: hepatic lectin-like
Exons: 7
Coding region: 83-685 (200 amino acids)
Source: RefSeq, a predicted model, not a curated record